Molecule: messenger RNA, 7990 nt
Organism: Salvelinus sp. IW2-2015
Lineage: Eukaryota; Metazoa; Chordata; Actinopteri; Salmoniformes; Salmonidae
Source: RefSeq, a predicted model, not a curated record
CACACUCAAACAUAAUGUUUAGGUUAGUUUUGGCAUAAAUUUGCCUGCAAUGACACAGCUCCCCCUCCAACCAUUCAGCACACAUUUCUUGUUAUUGAUAGCACAUGGUAAUGUGAUGGUAUAUGUCUCCCCCUUCCCAACCCUGUGCACAAAAGCUAAUAUAUCACACUGCCGCACACGCACACUGGUUACCCUUGUGACCGGAGCUCUCCAGCGCUUGCGUAUUCAUCAGCGCGAGUGAGAGAUCGAUCCUUGUGUGCUGCUGUGUGAUUGAGUUGAGUUCAAUGUUGGCGAUGUGCGGAGAGAGGAAACCACUGCACGCACCGCAAAGAAUGACAGCUCGGUUCAUCGGACGUCUUCGAUUAACUUUGGAUGUUUAGCUGAUGUCGACUUUUUACCUUUUUCUUCAAUGGAAUCAACAAGAGACUAGUAAAAUCGCAGCCUUCACAGGAACAGCAAAAACAAUGUGUUGGAAUUUAGUCUAAGAAGCAGCGGCUUCAGAUUCUAAAUAACGAACGUGAUAGACAUUAAGAUAUAAGUCAGUCGCCUGCUGCAGAUAUUCACCUAACUAUUGUGUUAUUAAUGAUCCCAAAUAUCAGCUAGAGCUAAGAGUACGUUUUCCUACAGCCUAGUGUUGCACAUUUAGCUUAUAGCCUAGCCUACUUGGCAGACGCUCCUGGCAUAUAUAGAGAGCUCUUAUAUAAACGGUUUCUGCGUUUAAAAAAAGUAGGKAUUUCAAGAAGACAACCGCUCAAUUCUACAGUUCAACCUGAAUUGAAGUACUUAGGAGAUCAAUGAUUUGCACUCUAGUGCGAGUGGUGCGCAACGAAAUGUCCCUCUCAUGAGGCGCAAUGUCUUUACAGCUUCGCAUCUUCCAUUGACAGGACAGUUGCUGGGAGAGUCACCGGGAGACCAUCAACCAAGAAACUCGAUAGGCUGUCCAGAGACAAUCUGUUGAAGAGAUACACAAAAUGGCGAGACAUAACCAUCGAUAUUGAGCCCCCCUGUGGUUGAUGGUGAUGCCUGAACCCAACCCAGCAAUGCAGAAGACGAGAACCUGGUGGUGGCAGGGACGACUGGGAGUUUCUCUGCUGUUUCUGGUUUUCCCGCUCCUCAGGACCGAACCGCUCCAACUCGAGCUGUCGUUCAAUGGACUUUCGGAGCCCCAGAAUGUGACACUGGCUGCUAUCCUGCCUUUGCACAACACUGAAUACCCGUGGGCCUGGCCUCGCGUGGGACCRGCUCUGAUCAGAGCUCUGGAGCGAGUCAAUGACGAACCCACCCUGCUGCCGGGCCACCGCCUCCGCAUUGUCUACGACAGCAGCGAAAGCAAAGACGGAGUCUGCUCCGACUCAGUGGCGCCGUUGGUGGCCGUGGACCUCAAGUUCUCCUACGACCCYUGGGCCUUCAUCGGGCCUGGCUGCGACUACGCUUCGUCUCCUGUGGGCCGCUUCACCACCCACUGGGACGUUCCCAUGGUGACGGCCGGGGCAGCGGCCAUCGGCUUCAACAUGUACACGUCCAUCACCAACACGGGCCCCACACACAAGAAGCUGGGCGAYUUUGGGGUGCGCCUGCAUCGCCAUUUUGGCUGGCACAGGCACGCCAUGCUCAUGUUCAGCGACAACAAAGARGACGACCGGCCAUACUACUUUACGGCAGAGGGGCUGUACACGCAGCUGCAGCUGGACAACAUCACCACAGCAGACAAGGUCUUCAAUGAGCAGACUGGACCGGUCCAGUAUGAUGACCUCAUCAGUGACAUAAGCCAGAGUGCCCGAGUGGUGUACAUGUGCUGCUCAUGGGACACUUUCCGGAGGCUGAUGGUACAGUUCUGGAGGGAGGGCCUGCCCCCGGAGGACUAUGCCUUCUUCUUCAUCGACCUGUUCGGCCACAGCCUGAGGAAGCAGCCCGCUAGGCCCUGGUACAGAGGAGACUCAGACGACCACGCCGCCAAGAAGGCCUUCAGGAGUGUGAAGAUCCUGACCUACAAAGAGCCACAGAACCCGGAGUACAAGGAGUUUGUUUCCAACCUGAAGACGGACGCCAUGAACAUGUUCAACUUCACCGUAGAAGACUCGCUGAUGAACCUGAUAGCAGGAGGCUUCUAUGACGGCGUGAUGCUUUACUCUCAGGCCCUGAAUGAGACCAUGACAGAGGCAGGGGGCCGGCCGCGAGGGGACACCGUCACCAAGAGGAUGUGGAAUCGCACGUACCAUGGUGUUACUGGCUUGGUUCAGAUUGAUGGGGCAGGUGAUCGAGAGAUUGACUUUGCCUUGUGGGARAUGACUGAUCUUGACUCUGGGGUCUUUCAGAUCGUGUCCGUCUACAACAGCACCCUGAAGGAGCUGGUUCCAGUGCCGGGCAUGAAGGUCCAGUGGCCGGGGGGCGCCCCCCCCCAAGACAUCCCCGAUUGUGGCUUCAAGAACGACAAGCCCGCCUGCUUAGCACGGACGGUCACUAUGCACCAGAUGGUGGCCAUCGUGGCUUGCUUCAUCUUCGUCAUCAUCGUCACUGUCACCGUCUUCAUCUACAGGAAGCUGAAAUUGGAGAAUGAGUUGGCUGCUCAGCUCUGGCGAGUGCAAUGGGAAGACGUGCAGAUGAGUGACCUGGAGAAAGUGCUGCGCAGGGCCUGCAGCAGACUCACCCUGUCUCUGAGAGGCUCCAACUAUGGCUCCCUCCUGACCAUGGACGGAAACUUCCAGAUCUACGCCAAGACUGGCUACUACAAGGGAAACAUUUCGGCCAUUAAGUACGUCACUAACAAGAAGCGCAUCGAGCUCACCAGGAGAGUGCUCUUUGAGCUCAAACAUAUGCGUGAUGUUCAAAACGAGCACUUGACUCGCUUUAUCGGAGCCUGUAUCGAUCCUCCGAACAUCUGUAUCAUCACAGAGUACUGUCCCCGGGGCAGCCUGCAGGAUCUUAUGGAGAGCGAGACCAUCACCUUGGACUGGAUGUUCAGAUACUCUCUCAUCAACGACAUUGUUAAGGGAAUGGCCUUCCUUCACAACAGCGUCAUCAUCUCCCAUGGUAACCUGAAGUCCUCUAACUGCGUGGUGGACAGUCGCUUUGUUCUGAAGAUCACUGACUACGGGCUGGCUAGCUUUCGCGAAAAGUCCAAUAUGGAGGACACACACGCCUACUAUGCCCGGAAAUUGUGGGCAGCUCCAGAGCUGCUGAGGGCAGAUAGUCCCCCACCAUGUGGCACACAGAAAGGGGACAUCUACAGCUUCGGCAUCAUUCUGCAGGAGCUGGCCCUGCUCCGAGGMGUCUUCCACGUCGAGGGCGACACCCUCAGCCCCAAAGGAAUCAUUGUCUCUUCCUCUGUGAACCAUGGUCUUACUGCCAGGGAAAAACGAGCCAAUAACCUGGAAGAACUGGUGGAGGAAAGAACACAGGCUUACCAUGAAGAGAAACGCAAGGCCGAGGCACUGCUCUACCAGAUACUUCCACACUCUGUAGCGGAGCAGCUGAAGAGAGGGGAGACGGUGCAGGCUGAGGCCUUUGACUCGGUCACCAUCUACUUCAGUGACAUCGUGGGCUUUACCGCCAUCUCAGCAGAGAGCACGCCCAUGCAGGUGGUGACCCUAUUGAAUGACCUCUACACGUGUUUCGAUGCCAUCAUCGACAACUUCGAUGUUUAUAAGGUGGAGACGAUAGGCGAUGCAUACAUGGUGGUGUCUGGGCUGCCCGUGAGGAACGGCAAUCUGCACGGCCGAGAGAUCGCCCGCAUGUCGCUAGCCCUGCUAGAGGCCGUACACUCCUUCAGGAUCCGUCACCGACCUGCCCAGCAGCUCUUUCUGCGCAGUGGCAUCCACAGUGGCCCAGUGUGUGCUGGUGUUGUAGGACUGAAGAUGCCUCGGUUCUGUCUGUUUGGAGACACAGUCAACACAGCCUCUCGCAUGGAGUCCAAUGGAGAGGCCCUGAAGAUCCACGUGUCGGAGGCCACACGCGUGGUGCUGGACGACUUCAACUGUUUCCAGCUGGAGCUGAGAGGAGACGUGGAGAUGAAGGGCAAAGGGAGGAUGAAGACCUACUGGCUACUGGGGGAGAGCACCAGCAACAUGGCUUACUAGAGAGAGAGAGAGAGAGGGAGAGAGAGAGAGAGAGAGAGACAGGGGAGAGCGAGAGAAAGAGAGAGAGAGCGACAUGGGAGAGAGAGAGAUGCAUACUGUUUAGACCGUAUUAGAGACGUGGUAGAAAAGAGACGUAAGGGAAGGGAGGACUGAGGUAAAAGGAACAGACAUGCAUACAGAUUCACAUGGGAAUGGAAUGAAAUGGAAAUAAGCAAAAAAACUGUGCUACUGACAACUCCCUCCUUAAUGAUAGUCUCAAUGACAGAGUCUCACUGCUCUUCAUGGGGAUACCUUGGUUCCUAUAGGUGGACAAGCCCUGUCUAGAUUGACUUACCAUGGUGGAUCUUCCAUGGACAGCUUUAGACUUGUAGCCAUAACAAAUCAAAGGAACGAUAUCACUGCUACACCGCCUUGUGCCGAUUGGCAAGGCACCACCUCUGAUUGACACAGAGGAUGGGCAUUUGCGAACGACGCCACCCAGUGUUCCAGAGUUAUAACUGUCGCUUUUGUGAACAAACAUUUUGGACAUUCUUGUUUGGACCUGUUGUUUGUGGUGACGAGAGUUGUCCAAUGUGUUAUUUUGUGGUUAUUUGACUUUGUGACUGACUUGGUGUUCUCUAACAUUUGUGUAGAGGCCUGAGUGUUAUGUGAAGCAUUCCCUGGUGUUUUUCUAUUUAUUUCACAGUGUUGUGUGUUCUAUAUUACUAUAUCAGUUUGUUCUAUAUCAGUCGAACAUGAAUCAACUGAAGUCCAGAGGGGUAUACUACGAAUGUAGCUAGAUGUAUUCAGGCUUUUCUGAAAUUAGCUAGCUUCAGUUAGCUUCACGUUCCAGCUCAGGCUUCACGCAUGUUAUGAAGGCAGAUCAGGCAGAUAUUGAUCGUUCACCCGCCGCUUACUUGAGUCGGGCUUGUAGCUGCGCGUUCAUGUCGCACAUUGCUAGUCGAAAGCCAAACUGAGACAAUACUGAAACAUUAGACGGUGGACGAGUCGGUGACACAUUUUCAUUUUUGCCAAAAUCUAAAUGAAAGGAAAAACAAACCUGCAAAUUUAGCAGGCUAUGGUGWGAAAUGGGCUAUUGCAAGUGCCGUCUGUCUUGCGCYUAUCGUUUAUUUGGUGUGCUUAGCAAUGUACGAGUGCCACGACUCCCCACUCCUAUCGAUAAAAUCAUUGUAUGAGUUCAUACGACAGUUUUACUGCARGUGAAGUUUCAAAUGCAUCCUGUCAUUACUAAAUGUGUUGUGUGAAAUGUAUUUGAAUAGUACUAUUUAAAACACACACGAAUUUGAUUGGUCCUCAACUCUUUGAUUGGCUCAAAGACUUCAUUCGGGAUAAAUUGAGUAAACACUGAGUUAGCCUUCCCGGGAGCAGAUUAGUUCUGAAGGAUUCGUUGCCACAGAAAUGUACCUGGUUUAAAGGUGAGCCACAUUUGUGUCACCGGUUAUCCCGAGUUGAACUCAGAGUUGACCAAAGUUACCUCGCUAACUCCUCAAACCAGAUUCUUAGAAUAGGGCUCAGUAAUCCAUAAUAAUACGAGUCCACAAAGUGUGUCCCACAUCCUACUAGGCUAUGUGCUUUAGGAGGAAGUAGUGGAGGCCAUCACCACCAUGCAAGUGUAGGCUAUCUAAUUGACAUUGGUGAAAUGUCUCAAAUUGACACUUAUGGCUGUUAAGUAAGGACAUUAGGCUUGUAAAUAGGUCCAUGUGCAUUCAACAGGACUGUUCAAAAAGAGAAUUUACAGCUUAAAGUAAUCUUUUUGGUCAUAAAAAAUAAUUUGCUUUAAUCUUCUCAAGAUAAACUGCGAUGACAAUGAAGAAUAGAGAAUUAGAGUUGGCCAUAAAUGUAAACUUUUGGGUGAAUUACGUAUUAUUAUCUAGUCACAGGUAAUGGUUAUAACCAGCUAGUCCUCUCAAAUGAAGUUCUUAUAUUACAGACUCAUUUUGAAGUUCAGAUUUUCUAAUGGUCCUUUUCCUUUCUUUUUUUUUACAGGAUGAUGUUAUACUCAAUAACUUAUAUUUCACUCAAGGGUACAAAAGAAUGAGUGAGUCUAGCUCUUCACUUCUGUUACUGAUAACAAAGGUCAGAUUUAUUUCAGAUUGGGWGUCCUUCUAAAUGGCAUACAUAGUAUAGUGAAAAAGGAUAUAUUUAAAUGCCCAUAAACUCUCAAAGUUGACUCUCUGAGGAUACUGGUUUGGCUUGUGAUUUGCAAACAUGUUACAACAAACUACUCUUUUGCCUUUUGUUCGUUGGUGUUUUUGGGUGGCUCUGCUCGUUGUCUAUCUGAAAGGAACAGCUGCACCACCUAGCUACUUGGCUCAGAAGUGGCGCAUCACUGAUAGGCAGCAGGCACCCAUAUACCAACCAGCGCUACGGACCAUGUGAAUGUGCUCUCACUUGAACGGCCCUAAUGUCACSACUCCCACCGAAGGUGGCUCCCCUGCCUGUUCGGGCGGUGCUCGGCGGUCGUCGUCGCCGGUCUACUAGCCGCCACCGAUCCCUUUUUCCUUUUCUGUUAGUUUAGUCUUAUUAGUUGCACCUGUUCRUUUUUGUUUCUUGAUUUUUGGUCUGUUUAAGCCUGUUACGCCCGUUUKGGUUUGUGCGGGAUUAUUUMUGUUCUCUGUCMGUUGUGGAUGUGMUUUCAUUGUUCUCCGGAUCGUUUGCCCUGUGUUUGGGCUGGUCAGUGUUUAUGCGCCCUGUAUUUGGCGUGACCGUUUUGUGCCGGAGAAAUAAAUCUACYAAUCACUGAACCCUCUGCUCUCUGCGCCUGACUCCUACCCACCACUCCUAGUAAACCGUGACACCUAAACCUUAAACUUAUCAUCAGUGAGAAUAUCCCCUUUCCAARUUAAGUCUAAAUGAUUAGAUCAUUUAAUUUUCCAUGAGUGGAUGUAUCACCUAAYCCAAAGSRAAUACUCCUGAAAUAAUCAGGAUUGGUAAUGUGGAGUGGAAAUGAUAACAGCUCUGUGUGAUGUCAGGGAGUCACGUCAUUGAUCAGUAGUAACUCACCCAAUGUCAGGCUUGAUCUGACAGGUAACCCAGCGGGCAAAACUGGUUUCAGUAUAAUCUAUUUUAUGGCGUCGUAGUCAGGUUGUAUACUGGUUGUGUGAAAGUUUAUGAAGAAGUUAAUUCUUUUUAGCAAACAGAAAAAUAAGUKUUUGUCUAGUUGUAAUCUGACCAGAUAACAACCAAAAUAUGACGUCUUUCCCAUUAUGUCUUCUUGUCGUGAAAAAUAUGUCUUUACCUGGUUGUAACAGAGACCAGUUGCUUGUAAUGUGGUUGUAGGAUUUCUUCUCAACCAGAAAACCAGUUUACAACCAGAAAAUGACAUCAUUAAGACGAUUCCAAGGCAGGUCCGUCUYCAUACGGUGUGUGUCCACUAUGAAUGUGGUCACAUGGCUUCCUUAAAUGCGUUUCUGAUGCAGUAAAAUGUAUUGUGUUGUUUUGGUUGCCUUGUCUGUAUUUUCAAGGAGUGGGUUGGUCUUUGAAUUACUGUAUGUUACAAUGUACUGUUGUGUUUUAAAAUAUGAUAUUGCCGUUGUUUUGGGGGGAGAAAGAAAUGUUCAGUUACAUUGCCUGUCUUGUUUCGGGUCAGUUGAAUGUCUUUAUAAAAUCAGUUGAUAACCCACAUUUUCUUCUGAGUUAAUAGCAAUGUGUUAUUGUGCUUGAUGUAAUUUUGGCCGAAACGUGAUGCACUUUCCAUGUUUAGUUAUUUAUUAGACCUUACAAUCGAAGUGGGACUGUCCAUGCAUACAAUUGCAUUUUGUAUCACAGUAUGSCAUAACAACCCACAUACUCGUAGUCUAAUCUACAGGUUACAUAUUUCUAUCUAUAUAUAAACUUGAAAUAAUAAGGAUAUAAGUACAAGGUCAAACAGUAAGUACAAACAACACAGUAAAAAAACAGCUUCAAAGACUUAA